Messenger RNA from Cyanistes caeruleus (blue tit), 4987 nucleotides. It is a transcript of the gene CMTR1, whose product is annotated as cap methyltransferase 1. Gene Ontology annotation, cellular component: nucleus; cytoplasm. Gene Ontology annotation, biological process: methylation; 7-methylguanosine mRNA capping. Gene Ontology annotation, molecular function: nucleic acid binding; methyltransferase cap1 activity. The record is from RefSeq and is a predicted model, not a curated record. NCBI's taxonomy places the organism in Eukaryota, Metazoa, Chordata, Aves, Passeriformes, Paridae.
UCUGCCCUCCGCCCGCCCUCCGCCUGCGGGGGGGUCUCGGCUCGGCCUCUGGGACCGAGGACUGUGCGGCGGGCGGUGCGACAGGGGUGAGAGGCAGAGAAGGGCAGCGAAGCUGGUCAAGGAUCUGGAGGGUGUGAUCUUCUUUUAGCAUUUUGGGAAAACAUGAAGAGAAGGACAGAACCCGAAUUUAGCAGCCCCCAAAAUAAGCAGAAGAAGAGGCUGGAAGACUUGGGAUUAACCCUGAGUUCUACUUCAGAUGAUGAAAAUCAAUUUAGUAAUCAUACUACUCAAGAGUCUUCCAGUAGCACCAGUGGGUCUGACAGUGAGAGUGAUGAAAAAAGACCAGUCUUCAGCAAUGAGUUCAAACAAGACUCUCUUGUGGAGGGUACUUCAUCUCGUUACUCAAUGUAUAACAGUGUCUCCCAAAGGCUUAUGGCCAAGAUGGGCUUCCGGGAAGGAGAAGGUCUGGGAAAAUACGGCCAAGGCAGGAAGGAUAUUGUUGAGGCCUCCAAUCAAAAAGGAAGGAGAGGCUUUGGCCUGACCCUCAAAGGAUUUGAAGGGGAGCUUAAUAUUGAUUGGCAGGAUGAGCCAGAGCCUAGUGCCUAUGAGAAGGUGGACUGGUGCCCUGAGUUUACCAUGGAGAUCCCAGAUGCCCAGGAGCUGAAGGAGUGGAUGACUGUGGGGAAGAGGAAGUUGAUGAUUGAAGAUGAAACAGAGUUCUGUAAUGAAGAGCUUUUACAUAAUGUCCUGCAGUGCAAGAGUGUAUUUGAUGAGCUGGAUGGAGAAGAAAUGCGUAGAGCCCGAACAAGGUCUAACCCCUAUGAGAUGAUCCGCGGAGCUUUCUUUCUCAACAGGGCUGCAAUGAAGAUGGCAAAUAUGGACCAUGUCUUCGACUACAUGUUUACAAACCCUAAGGACUACCAAGGGGUGCCUUUGAUAAAAGAGUAUGAUGCAGAGCUGCUCUACUUUGCUGAUGUGUGUGCUGGUCCCGGAGGCUUCUCUGAAUAUGUCUUGUGGAGGCGGAAGUGGCAUGCAAAAGGAUUUGGCAUGACCUUGAAAGGACCAAAUGAUUUUAAACUGGAGGACUUCUAUUCUGGUUCCAGUGAGCUCUUUGAACCUUAUUAUGGAGAGGGUGGGAUUGAUGGAGACGGAGACAUCACUCGAUCAGAGAAUAUUACUGCUUUUCAGAAUUUUGUGUUGGACAAUACUGAUCACAAGGGAGUGCAUUUCUUAAUGGCUGAUGGGGGUUUCUCAGUGGAGGGGCAGGAGAAUCUGCAAGAAAUCCUAAGCAAACAACUCAUGCUUUGCCAAUUCCUUACAGCACUGUCCAUUGUGCGAACAGGAGGACAUUUUGUCUGCAAAACCUUUGACUUGUUUACACCAUUCAGUGUGGGUCUUGUUUAUCUGCUGUAUUGCUGCUUUGAGAGAGUUUGCAUCUUUAAACCUGUGACAAGCCGCCCUGCUAACUCAGAGAGGUAUGUGGUAUGCAAAGGCCUGAAGUCAGGGAUUGAAGAUGUGCGGAGUUACCUCUUCACAGUGAACAUCAGACUCAACCAGCUGCGCAAUUCUGACUUGGAUGUGAAUCUUAUUGUCCCACUGAAUGUGAUCAAAACCAACCAGGAUUUCUACAAUUACAUUGUCCGAUCCAAUGAAAACCACUGCAGAGUUCAGAUAAAGGCACUAGCCAAAAUUCGUGCCUUUGUUCAAGACACGACACUGGUUGAGCCACGGCAGGCUGAAAUCCGGAAGGAGUGUCUCCAGCUAUGGGGGAUUCCUGAUCAGGCUCGUAUUGCUCCUUCAUCUUCAGAUCCCAAGUCCAAGUUCUUCGAGCUGAUUCAGGGCACAGACAUUGAUAUCUUCAGUUACAAACCCACUCCUCUGAAUUCCAGCACACUGGAGAAAAUCCGCCAAGUGUUAGAUUACCGGUGUAUGGUGUCUGGAAGUGAACAGAAGUUCCUCUUGGGAUUAGGGAAAUCACAGAUCUACACUUGGGGUGGUCGCCAGUCAGACCGCUGGACAAAGCUGGAUUUGAAAACUGAGCUGCCACGAGAUACUCUUCUCUCUGUGGAGAUUGUUCAUGAGCUGAAAGGAGAGGGGAAAGCCCAGCGAAAAAUCAGUGCCAUCCACAUCCUUGAUGUCUUGGUACUGAAUGGCAAUGAUGUUCGAAUGCAGCAUUUCAACCAGAGGAUUCGGCUGGCAGAGAAGUUUGUCAAAGCUGUUUCUAAACCCAGCCGGCCAGAUAUGAACCCCAUCCGAGUGAAGGAAGUGUACAGAUUGGAAGAAAUGGACAAGAUUUUUGUGAGGUUAGAGAUGAAAGUCAUCAAGAGUUCAGGGGGAAUGCCCCGGCUGUCCUACACUGGCCGAGAUGACCGGCAUUUUGUGCCCACAGGACUCUACAUCGUACGGACUAUGAAUGAUCCCUGGACAAUGGCAUACAGCAAAAACUUCAAGAAGAAAUUCUUCUUCAACAAAAUGACCAAUGUAGCAACAUACAACCUCCUUCCUGAAGCCAUUGCACCCUUUCAUGUCUGCCAUUACAGCCGCCUCUUCUGGGAAUGGGGGGAAGGUGUCAAAGUGCACGACUCUCAAAAAAGACAAGAUCCAGAGAAGCUAUCAAAGGAGACUGUCCUGUCUUUCAUCCAAGCCCACUACCCCUAACCCUGCUCUCUUGAGGGUGCAGGGAGGGGCUGAGCCCAGCUUGGACUCUUCAGGAACUGAUGGGACUGGGAAGGCUCCACAUCUUCUAUCCUGGUAUUCUCCAGAGUUGAUUUCCUGGAGAUGAAGGAACCAGAGGGUGGUAUGCAGAAGGCACAGGAUGAGGCUUUACCCUGGUAGUGUAUAUAAGUACAGCCCAGAUAGCACCUGGUGCCAGAGUACCCAAGGUGACUCCUGGAGCUGAGGCCUAAUGUCCUUUUGUCCUGACGUACUGCAUGCAUGAGGCCAAAGGGCUGACAGCUUUCUUUGCUCCUGUUCAAACAUUCUGCAGGGUUUGUGGAGCUCUGUGUAUGCCAGAACUCCUCAGGUUUCUGCUUCUCUUGCAAUGUGGGAAGGAGUAGAGAUGUUUUGAUGGCAGAGCUGAGCAAUUGCACAUUGAAGCAGCCCUGCAUUGCUCCCGGCAGCUGUCUCCUUGGCCUUGUCAAAGGCUUUGACUACAGUGGAGGGUGUUAAGUCUUUGGUGAGCUGUGGGCAAAAGUUAUAUAUUCUUGUUGGUGUCUCUAACACUUCUGUUUAUCAAGGCACUCAGCUAGCCACUGGCAAUUCUUAUCUAUGGUUCCCUGUUGAACAAAGGCCAAUGCAGGUGUGGCACAGAUCUGAUAUGCUUACACCUCUGCAAGCUGCUUUGAUAGGGAUUUCCCCUCUCCAGGUUAGUGACUGAUGCCAAGCCAGAAGUCUGGGACUAAUUUGUGAAAAUGUACCAUGGUUGGUGUAUGUGCUUCAUGGUACUUCUGAGACCAAGGUGUUUUGAUUCUUGGUACUUAAUAUUAUUACCUAAACCUUCAGGGAGGAAUAGAUGUGGGAGGGAAGACACAGAAAAGCUAAGAUGCUGAAGUGUCUGGAAGAAAUGAUGGGAAUUUCUAACUUUAAAAAGACCUAGGACUUCAAUAGAAAGAUAUCUUGACUUUACCCAUGCAGGUUAAUCAGAAGCAAUCCUUGUCCCCUGUGGCAAUGGAAAGGUUACUAGACUUUCCCUUUAAAAUACCAGAGUGGCUUUGAAAUCCUCUGUAUCUCAUUUGGCUCUGGAACUGCAUCUGAAGUGAAGGCACAGAGCUGAGAAACUUUCAGUUUGGCAUUUGUGUCAAGACUUCUCCAUGCGCUUCUGUGCCAGGCUCAAAGUUGGCUUCUGUUGCAUCUUUUACCUUUACUUCUGACUUCCAUGGUACUUUGCCAAGUCUUCCACAUAGGUCAGAAGGUAACACGUAGUUGAAUGCUUUUGGACAAGCAGCAAGAUAGUCCCCUUUUUUAAUUUUGGGUUUUUGGGGGUUUUUUUGUUAGUUUUUUUUUUUUGUUUGUUUGUUUGUUUGUUUUUUGUUCUUGGCUUGUUUUUAAACACAGAUUGGAAGUAGGGAGAAAAGUGAUUUAGGGGUUUGUCUGAACUGUGCCUUAAGGAAAGCUAUAGUUCUAGAAUCUAUAGCAGUUGUUUAGACUGUGUCUUUUUCUCCACAUCCAUAUGAAUGAUUUGAACAAGCCUGUGCAGCAAAACAGAAAUUUUGAUUUAGACACAGGUCUGUCAAAGUAGUUGAAGGACUGCAAUCCUCUUGGCUGAUCUGCAGACUCUCUCCACUCUCAAACUUUGGUAAGACAUGUAUGAAAGAAACAGUGGCUCUUUCCCCCUAAAAAGAGGUGUGUCAUUGGUAGCUUUGUCUUGGCAAAGGCACUUCCAUGAGGAAUGGGGGGUGGAAUCUCUCCCAGGGGGCAAUAAAGUACCUCAACCCCUGGUGUCCAGGCCUGUAUACAGUUGGCUUUUUAAACCAACCAUCAGUUUGAGUUCUAAAGACCUCGGUGGAUUGCACUGAGGCUGUUUCAGUGCCAGUAAAGCAUGCUGCUCCCUCUGCCAGGCUCCUUCACAGAGUGUUUUGUCCUCAGCUCAGAACUUUGACUACUGUGGGCUAGAAGAGUGACUAGGAAGUAGGAUCAGUGUAGACCUUGGAGGGUACAAAAAAACCUGAUCAGUCUGCAGGCUAGCUUUCAUGAAUGGAUACUUUGUUUACUCAGUUGUCUCUAGUUCCUCAUUUUAAUUUGCUUUUAUUUUUAUUUUUGAUGCACUCAAACUUGAUUCUAAAUCUCCCUUCAAGUCUGCAAGCAUGAGCCACCAAGCUACUUGCUUCCCUGCUGAGGGAUUUUGUUGGGAAUGGUGGGUGAGGAAGGUCUUGCUGAAGGGAGUGUAUAUAUAUGUUAAUUGCACAAUGUAUUGUUACUAGGCUUUGUAUUAUUUUGUGUUGACUUCUAUGCUUUCAUGUUCUAUAACCAAUACAGCCCCUUUAGUUCA